AAUGACUUCAAUGUCCCGACACCGCCGACCGAUGCCGCCAAACCGAAGUGGAAGUGCCCUAUCCCACUUAUAUAAGGGCACACGUCUGACGAUAGCACCGCGCCGCUCUCUUUCUGCUGCCCCCACCAUGCCACCCGUCGUGCCCCGCAUCCCUGUGGUCCCCAUCCCGCUAUCCAAUCUGGCAAGAGGUGAGUAUAUGCGCAUAUACCAACACUGAAAGGCUGUAUUGACAUCAACUC
This is a messenger RNA of Phanerochaete carnosa HHB-10118-sp, 239 nucleotides long. RefSeq lists its product as uncharacterized. NCBI's taxonomy places the organism in Eukaryota, Fungi, Basidiomycota, Agaricomycetes, Polyporales, Phanerochaetaceae. The transcript has a single exon. The record is from RefSeq and is a predicted model, not a curated record. The annotation marks the transcript as partial.